AGAAUCGAUCGUUCGAUCAGAUGGCAGGCUGCAACGGCAACUCAUCCGCCUCGCCCAUGGAACAACAGACGGUCACUGAGAGCAAGUUCGGAGGAAUUGCACCUAAGAAGCCUCUGAUUUCAAAGGACCAUGAGCGCGCCUAUUUCGACUCCGCAGACUGGGUCCUGGGCAAGCAAGCUGCAAGCAACAGUGCACAGGCCACAGCAAUCGAGUCCUUGAAGCCAAAGCUAAAGAGGACGCCCCAUCACCAGCUUCCCCCUCGCAAGCCGGCCUGCACGUCCAGCUGAUCGAGCGAAAUGUGACAAGGUUGUGGGCUGUGGCAUCACCAGAGUAGCCGAAGCAGUCAGGGAAAUGGAAGAAGCUGGCCUUGAUUUGUGGUUUAGUUUGUUGCGUAUGUUAUGGAGCGCUAGAUUCAGGGUUGAAAAUCUGCAGUUGGACUCUUGGUUCUUGCAGCUUGAGACUGUCAGAAUAGGCUAGAAACAUACAUUUGUUAUGGCUUCGGCAGUUUGGCUUCAGAUGUUGUUUGGUUUCAAAUAUUUUUCUGUC
This is a messenger RNA of Lolium perenne, 546 nucleotides long. RefSeq lists its product as uncharacterized. The record is from RefSeq and is a predicted model, not a curated record. NCBI's taxonomy places the organism in Eukaryota, Viridiplantae, Streptophyta, Magnoliopsida, Poales, Poaceae.